Molecule: messenger RNA, 2169 nt
Organism: Malania oleifera
Lineage: Eukaryota; Viridiplantae; Streptophyta; Magnoliopsida; Santalales; Ximeniaceae
Product: protein ABIL2-like
Exons: 11
Coding region: 938-1909 (323 amino acids)
Source: RefSeq, a predicted model, not a curated record
GAGAGAGCAGAUAGAAGGCCCCGGCAAGUGUUAAUGAUGAGCAAUGGGUAGGCAGUCUUUUGCUUCCAAAAGCAGAAGACUUUUGCUCUGAAAAUUUGAAAAUGCUCCGGAUUCUCUGAAGAACGACGUGCUCUCCUUGAUUGCUGUCCCUUCUUCUUCAACCCCACUUCAUUCUCUCUCUCUCUCCCCCCCCCCCCCUUGUUUCUCUUUCUACUUUCUCCCUCUACACGCCUAGAGCUCAGCCAUUUCCUUGUCCUUGUCGUUUUUCUGGUGUGGUCAAAAUCCCACACCAAACAAACACUUAUCUCUGUAAAAUUAGGGAUGGCUUAUUUAUGUCUCCAUUGGCCUUAAUCAGCAUCUGGGUUCUCUUCAUUUGAUUUUCCACUUGAAUGGGAGGUGGGUUUUUUGUGCCUUAUAGUUUCGAGCUGCAGUGGAGGAAUGGUCAGCUGAAAAAGAACCAGAAGAUAAAGCCUCUGCUCAAGUAUGCUUGAAGCAGUUUUGUCUUAGAAUUGGGUACCAAAUUUUUCUCCGUAUUCUCGGCGGUCAACUAGAGGGCUGUUGAAAAUUUGAAAUUUCAGCGAUGUUGCAAGGAUUCGAUGGCUUUUACUUCAUGUGGGUCUUUGCUUUCUGAUAAUGAGAGUGUUGGUGAAGAUUAAGACAAGAUGGGCAUUUGCGCAACAGUUUCUGCAGCAUAGAAGUCCUGCAACUUUAGUUUAUUAGUUGCCCUUUUCAUUUUUGCUUUCUGGGGAUGGUUGCAGAAUUAUGUAAAAGCUCUUAUGUUGGCUUAUUCAAUUUGUUAUUCUUCUUAUUUUUAUAGUGUUUAAUCAUAGUUAAUGUUUGGUUUGCAGCCUUUUGGACAUGUAACGUUUCUCUUUGUCUGUUCUAACUUGUCAAGUGAUUCUAAAUUCAAUAUUUGAAUUUCUCAUUCAUAAAGACCAUGGCUUCAACUGCUCCUCUGCCAUUUCCCCCAGAAAUAUCCAACUAUGAUGAGCUCUCUAUGCAGCAGAGCUUGCUAUUCUCUGAUAGUCUCAAGGAUUUGAAAAAUUUGAGAAGGCAGUUGUACUCAGCAGCUGAGUAUUUUGAACUAUCUUACGCCAAUGAUGAUCAGAAGCAGAUAGUUGUUGAAACAUUGAAAGAUUAUGCCAUUAAGGCUAUUGUGAACACUGUGGACCAUUUGGGUUCAGUUACAUAUAAGGUAAACGAUCUCUUGGACGAAAAGGUUGAUGAAGUUUCUGGAACAGAGCUCCGGGUUUCUUGCAUUGAACAGAGAUUGCGCACAUGCCAAGAAUAUAUAGAUCAUGAGGGUCUUUCUCAACAAUCUCUGGUUAUAAAUACUCCAAAGUACCAUAAACGAUACAUCUUGCCAGUUGGGGAGACCAUGCAUGGUGCCAACCGCACUAAAUCAAAAUACCAAGGAUGCAGCCUAGAUGAUGAGGAUGACUGGCAUCACUUUAAGAAUGCUGUUCGAGCUACAAUUACAGAAACCCCCCCAUCUGCAGUCAGAAAAGGGCGUACUCCAUCACCCUCUCCACGACUUUCUCAGCGACUUGGAACAUUUUCCUUCACUGGCACGACACCCCAAAAAGAAUUAGAUAAACGAGCAGUUUCACCACAUCGGUUUCCACUCUUGCGAUCUGGAUCUGUUUCUAGUCGACCAACCACUCCAAAUUCAAGGAGGCCAACCACGCCAAAUUCAAGUAGGCCUACCACUCCAAAUCGUUCUGCUGCAAAACAGCGGUACCCUUCGGAGCCUCGAAAGUCAGCUUCUAUGCGUCUCCACGCUGAUAGGGAAAAUGCUAAAGAUAUUGAUCAGAUCCCUAGCAAAAGUAAACGUCUCCUCAAGGCAUUGCUUAGCAGGCGCAAGUCGAAGAAAGAUGACACAUUGUAUACAUAUUUGGAUGAAUACUGAAAAGACUCAAAUAUCUAAAGGAUAAGCAAAACCUCAAAAGUAGGGGAAUGAUGGCAGAAUUGCAUUUUCACCCUCCCCCUUGUUUUGUUACCCAAUAUAAUUGUUUUUUAUUUCUCAUGUAAGCAAAAACCAGUAGUACCAUCUAUGGUCUUGUGAUAUUUUGCAUUUUUGCUUUUACAUGUUGUACUAUUGACUGUAUAUAUGUGACUAUUACAAUUCUUUAAAGGUAUAUGCAAGGUUGAUCCAUUUACUGCAUGAAA